GACCCACCCACGAACCCACCACCACCGCCACCGCCGCCCUGACCCCCACGCGCGGCGGCGCCGCCCCGCUCCCCACCGGCGGCCAUGGCCCUCGCGGCCAUCUUCGUCUUCCUCCUCGUCUGCGCGGUGCACGUGCUCGAAAGCAUGCUCGAUCUCGCCAAGAAGAGGGGAUCGGUGAGCGAUGAGCAGCUCAAACUACGGCUGGAAAUCUCGCAGAUUCUCAAGGAGUCCAGUGCACUGUCAACGCCCUCGACGUUUGCGCAGGCCGCAAAGCUCAAGCGGCUGGCUGCUGCUAAAGAGAAGGAACUGUCCAAAAUGCAGCAGACGGACAUUAAGGGGAAGCAGUCUCUACAUGAGAAAUAUGGCAAAGUUCUCAUGGGUACCAAGGUCCUAGUCUAUGGUUUGCUCGUUCUGUGGUUUUGGAGUGCACCUGUAACUACCGUCCCCAAGCAUCUUCUACAGCCCUUCGGAAGGAUGUUCUCCUGGAGAGGCGUCGAUGCUGCUACAGGACGUGUCGUGGUUGGAAUUAUGCCAUGGCUAUUUUUGACUUCCCGUGUCAGCAAAUUAUUGUCCCAAAAACUCGCCCCCAUAUUUCUGCAUUAAGUAGCUCCUUCCAAUGAAGUAGUACAUGUUCUUGAAGUUUUCCUCUUCUCUCACUCAUUUUUGUACUUACUUAUGACCUCUCUGCCUGAUUGUACUUCCGCGGCAUCAUUGUUUCAGGUGCUCUCACUUUCUGUAAAAAGAUGUUGUGCUUAAUUACCUGGCCUACUGAUACCUAA
Molecule: messenger RNA, 779 nt
Organism: Hordeum vulgare subsp. vulgare (domesticated barley)
Lineage: Eukaryota; Viridiplantae; Streptophyta; Magnoliopsida; Poales; Poaceae
Product: protein GET1
Exons: 7
Coding region: 85-603 (172 amino acids)
Biological process (GO): tail-anchored membrane protein insertion into ER membrane
Source: RefSeq, a predicted model, not a curated record